Molecule: messenger RNA, 3789 nt
Organism: Cyanistes caeruleus (blue tit)
Lineage: Eukaryota; Metazoa; Chordata; Aves; Passeriformes; Paridae
Gene: GNG2
Product: G protein subunit gamma 2
Biological process (GO): G protein-coupled receptor signaling pathway
Cellular component (GO): heterotrimeric G-protein complex
Molecular function (GO): G-protein beta-subunit binding
Source: RefSeq, a predicted model, not a curated record
AGGAAGUGGAGCUGGGUUCCUGUUUACUUCAGUUUGAGCUUUUUGGGGUUCAGAGAGGGAACAAAGAGCUGCACGUGAUGGCCACGGGGCAGGGAUUGCUCCAGGGAAAAGGGACAGAGCAGGAAUUGGAGGCUGGAGGCAGUGAAGGGCCAAGAGGAGCAGAGCUUCCCUUAGAGGCACAAAUCACCGGAGAGAUCGGCUUCUGCCCAUCCCGGGAGCGCUCCUGGCCUGCCCAUGGCUAGCAACAACACUGCUAGCAUAGCACAAGCCCGCAAGCUGGUGGAGCAGCUGAAGAUGGAGGCCAACAUCGACAGGAUAAAGGUGUCCAAAGCAGCAGCAGACCUGAUGGCGUACUGCGAAGCCCACGCCAAGGAGGACCCUCUAUUGACCCCUGUCCCGGCCUCAGAAAACCCCUUUAGAGAGAAGAAGUUCUUCUGUGUGAUCUUGUAAACCCUGGAGGAGCCUGACGGGCACUCAGGCCACCCUGAACACUGAUGUAGAGUUUUUAGGAAUGGGGAUGACCUGCUGGUCGGCAGAAUUUAAACAAAAAUAAGUUAAAAAAACACGGCCUGGAAGCUACAGAGAUGUGCAUGUUUAAAGAACCUGGCCACCUUUGGGGGAAUCAGAUGAUCUGCAUUGCCAGGCAAAAGAUCUGAAGUCUGUAGAGUUGCCUAGAAAGAGAAAAACAAACAAACCAACAAACAAACAAACAAAAAAACCACAAAAACCCCGUGUAAAGAAUAAAUCUGUGUCACUUUUCUGCUCACAAAAUUGUUCGAUUGUCCCACAUUUAAAGCACCAGAGCUGUGCUGAGCAAAGUUAACUGCUAAGGAUGUGUAAAAAACCUUCUUGGAAUGAUGUUGUUGGUUUCUUUCCAAGCUAAUAAUUUUGAUUUGUCGGAUAUAUAGCGACAGGUUCGGUGGCUGUGCUGUUACUCAAUGUUUGGUCUUGUGCUUUUUUCAUUUCUGGCUGUAGCGUAGCAGGGGAGGGGUCCAGGGGACAGCGGCAGCUCCGUGUCCCCAGCAAACCCCGCUUUUUUACCAUUCUCUCUAUGGUUAGCUUUGGUUCUGCAAGUAAAAGUGAUUCCUGUGUCGUGCUUGGUGCUUCAUGGCCCUGUGAUGACAUUCAGUGGUAGUGCAUGAGAGUUUAAUUCCGUUCAUCCGCUCCAGACUUUGCUUUUCUAGCGUUUGGCACCACGUGCUGGUGGAAGGAGCCGUAGGGAGGAGACAGAGGCGAUUCUGAAAGCAAAGAGAGCUCCUGAGAUGCCUUAGACGUGCCUGAAAUACCUCCUGCCCUAGGGCAGGUGCCAGCCCGGGCGCAGGGCGAGCCAGAAAUCCCAAAAUCAAAGUCGACCACUUCUUUCCGGGUCUUUCCUUUCUCCUACACCUCCGUGCCUCUGCCCUCCUCGCUCGGUCCCGCUCUUUUCCCCCGUUCCUGGUAGCGUUUCCUUCCCUUGGGGAUGGUCUGGAAUGUUGCUGGCGUGUUGUUCAGUGCUGGGAUGCUGCUUUGUGGUGGAAUGCUGCGUCGGGGUGGGGUACAGCCCCAUGGUGGGAUGCUGCUCCUCCAUGGGAUGCUGUCCCACCAUGGGGAUGCUGUCCCACCAUGGGAUGCUGCUCCAUGGUGAGAUGUUGCUCCAUGGUGGGAUGCUGCUCCACCAUGGAAAGCUGCUCCAUGACGGGAUACAGCUCCAUGGUGGGAUGCUGCUCCACCACGGAAUGCUGCUCCUCCAUGGAAUGCUGCUCCAUGGUGGGAUGCUGUUCCAUGGUGGGAUGCUGCUUCCCCAUGGGAUGCUGCUUCUCCAUGGGAUGUUGCUCCAUGGUGGGAUGCUCUUCCAUGGUGGGAUGUUACUCCACCAUGGAAUGCUUCCCCAUGGUGGGAUGCUGCUCCACCAUGGGAUGCUGCUCCACCAUGGAAUGUUGCUCCUCCAUGGAAUGUUGCUCCCAUGGUGGGAUGCUGCCCCAUGGUGGGAUGCUGCUCCUCCAUGGUGAGAUGUUGCUCCAUGGUGGGAUGCUGCUCCACCAUGGAAUGCUGCUCCUCCAUGGGAUGUUGCUCCAUGGUGGGAUACAGCCCCAUGGUGGGAUGUUACUCCAAAACGGGAUGCUACUCCAUAGAGGGAUUCUGCCCCUCCAUGGAAUGCUGCCCCUCCAUGGUGGGAUACAGCUCCAUGGCAGGACACUGCUCCUCCAUGGGAUGCUGUCCCACCACGGGAUGCUGUCCCACCAUGGGAUGCUGUCCCACCACGGGAUGCUGUCCCACCAUGGGAUGCUGUCCCACCAUGGGAUGCUGCUUUACGUUGGGAUGUUCCCUCCCUUUCCUGCCCCCCACCUCCUCUCCCAUUCCCAUUCCCACUGCCCCCUCACCCCAUUGGGAAGGGCCAGGGGAGCAGCCCUGGGAGCCGUGGGGCUGCCCCUUCCCAGAGGUGCCUGAUUCCCUGUUUACACACGGCCUGGGCUCCGUGCCAGGCUGGGGAGUUACUCCCAGGUCUGCUUCAUCUUCUCCCGGCUCUCGGGGGACACACGCCACCUUUCUGGGCUCCUCCUGGGGCCCACGCUUUUGUGGAUGUGGCUUGUCUCUCCUUCCUGCUGCUAAACACCUCCUGGCUUUCCCCUGCCCAUCUGUCCUCCUGGGAAACAUUGGGAAUCGUCACUCUGGGAAUCACAACGUGGGGAUUUAUGUACAAAACGAGCUGGGUGUCACAAAGGGGUCUGGGGGUCUGCGCUGACCCCGCUGAACCGCUUCUGAAUCAGGUGCGAGCUUAAAAAUCCCUGUGGAUCCGGGAGGGCAAAAGUCUUUCUGUACCUUUUGGUAACUCUUUCUAGCCCGUGAAAAAUAGUGCUUUUUUUGGUUUUUCUACCUUUUCAUACUCUUUUUCUAGUUCUUCUACAGAGAAGGCCAGUUCUUCUCGCUGGACUCCAAACUUUUGGCACCUGGGAAUGUUUAUAAACCACGAGUAGCCUAGAUGGUCCCAGCCCCCACUAAUUCCCCCAAUUUUGAUCUUUUUACUACAGCUCCCGUAGCUUUAGGAUGAGGGGUGGAUGAAGUGGUUUUCUCUGCAGCUGGUUUCACUCUUGGUGUUACCAGGCAGAGAUGUAAAAACCCCAUCCUGAGUUUUAUCUUUUCUUUUUAAUCAGAUUUGUUGUCACAGAGAGAGCGAAGCGCAGCCGGUCUGACCCGGGGCUCCCACCCCACCCCUUCUCAAACACCCUCACAAAAGUGAUUUGUAAUAAAUUUUUUUAAUGACUUGCCUGUUUUACAACUCGAAUUCUUAAUAACUUAGACGACAAAAUAAACCUGCAUGAGUAGGGGGGAGCGGGGAGGGGGAAGAUUUUCAAUUAACCCAAACUACUCAUUGAAGGUGUUUUACGUUGCUGGCCUUGAUUUCCUGUUGGUUUUGCUGUUGCCAUUGGUGUGCUGCCAGCUAUUUCCCCCCCAGUAUUUCUAUUUACACAGAUCUGCCUUUGUUAGCCUGCCAAGGUGGUUUCCCCUCCCCAAAACAAAAAAAAUCCCACCCAUCCCUCCAUCCCCAUGCUGGAUUUCCAGCCUGGUCUCAAAGGACAUUCCACUGCCCCCAAGGCUUUUAAAGAAAAUAAAAUCUGGAGUACUGGAAAAAAGGACUUUUAUUGUCUGCAAAGGUUGCUGGUGGCGAGUCUGUCCAUGGGUUGCCAUCCUGCCAGCAGCAGGAUUUUGGGGAGGGGGUGGUUGUAGGCGAAAGCCAGUCGUGGUGUAGCGCAUCCCCAUCCCACAUGGUCUGUGUACUCGUUGGAAAUAAACUUUUUGGAUUUGUUUCAA